Molecule: messenger RNA, 2183 nt
Organism: Chaetomium strumarium
Lineage: Eukaryota; Fungi; Ascomycota; Sordariomycetes; Sordariales; Chaetomiaceae
Product: serine hydroxymethyltransferase-domain-containing protein
Exons: 5
Coding region: 168-1805 (545 amino acids)
Biological process (GO): L-serine catabolic process; tetrahydrofolate interconversion; folic acid metabolic process
Cellular component (GO): cytoplasm
Molecular function (GO): pyridoxal phosphate binding; zinc ion binding; glycine hydroxymethyltransferase activity
Source: RefSeq, a predicted model, not a curated record
GGCGUCAUGACCGGAUUCUCCAUGUAAGCCCUCUCUACCAAUUGGGACGAUCGGAUCACCUGUCGUCGACGUCUACCUCGCUCUCGGUUGCUUCCCCUCCUCCGGGUGCGCUCAGUUCGCCGGACGCUGAACCUGAUACGCAAUCGCGUCAGCAGCCCGCAAGCGCCAUGUCGGCCUCGGUCCCCUCGCUGCGGAGCACCGCCGUGCGCGCGUGCACCAGGCCCUUGCGGACGGCAGCGGCUUCGGUAUCAUCCCCCUCCAUACUCGCGGGUCGCUUCCAGAGCUCGGCGCAGAGACAAUGGCUCAGGCCGACGGCCGGCUCGAGGAGAGCGGUGGGGUCGAUUAGCAGCGAUACGCAACAGAAGAUGCUCGCUUCUCAUCUGCAGCAGGCCGAUCCGAUCAUGUACGAUAUCAUUGAGAAGGAGAAAAUCAGGCAAAAGCAGUUCAUCAACCUGAUUCCGUCCGAGAACUUCACCUCACAGGCUGUGUUGGAUGCUUUAGGGAGUCCUAUGCAGAACAAAUACUCCGAGGGGUAUCCGGGCGCUAGAUACUACGGGGGCAACGAGUUCAUCGAUGCGGCCGAGACGCUGUGCCAGCAAAGGGCGCUAGAGACGUUCGGGCUCGACCCGAGGCAAUGGGGGGUCAAUGUCCAGGCUCUCUCCGGCGCUCCGGCGAACCUGUACGUUUACUCCGCGUUGAUGGAGACACACGACCGCCUGAUGGGCCUCGACUUGCCGCACGGUGGCCAUCUGUCCCAUGGCUACCAGACGCCAACGAAGAAGAUCUCGUUUGUUUCCAAGUACUUUGAGACUGUCCCAUAUCGCCUCGACGAGUCGACCGGCUACAUCGACUACGACAAGCUCGAGGAGCUGGCCGGCAUCUUCCGGCCCAAGAUCAUCGUGGCGGGUGCCUCGGCCUACAGCCGGCUCAUCGACUACGCGCGCAUGCGCGACAUCUGCGACAAGGUGAACGCCUACCUCCUCGCCGACAUGGCGCACAUCUCGGGCUUGGUCGCGGCGAAGGUGCUGCCCAGCCCCUUCUCGCACGCCGACAUCGUUACCACGACAAGCCACAAGUCGCUCCGCGGGCCCCGCGGCGCGCUCAUCUUCUUCCGCCGCGGCGUCCGCCGCACGCACCCCAAGACCGGCGCGGAGGAAAUGUACAACCUCGAGAACCCUAUCAACAUCUCCGUGUUCCCGGGCCACCAAGGCGGGCCGCACAACCACACCAUCUCGGCGCUCGCCGUAGCGCUCAAGCAGGCGCAAACGCCCGAGUUCCGCGCCUACCAAUCCCAGGUCCUCUCCAACGCCAAGGCGCUGGCCCGCCGUCUCGGCGAGCCCAAAGAGAAGGGAGGCCUUGGCUACCGCCUCGUGAGCGGCGGCACCGACAACCACCUGGUGCUGGCCGACCUGAAGCCGCACGGCAUCGACGGCGCGCGCGUCGAACGCGUGCUGGAGCUGGUCGGCGUCGCCGCCAACAAGAACACGGUGCCCGGCGACAAGUCGGCCCUCACGCCGGGCGGUCUGCGCAUGGGCACGCCCGCCAUGACGACGCGCGGCUUCGGCGAGGACGACUUCGAGCGCGUGGCCGACAUUGUCGACCGCGCCGUCACCAUCGCCGUGCGCAUCGACAGGGCGGCGCGCAAGGCCGCCGAGGAGAAGGGCGAGGCCAAGACGGCGGGGCGCAUCAGGACCUUCUUGGAGUAUCUGGGCAACGGCGAGACCGACACCGAGAUCGUGCAGCUGCGGAGCGAGGUCGCUGAUUGGGUGAACACGUAUCCCCUGCCGUGGGAUGCGAAGGCGUAGUUAGUACCGGACGGGAUGAGUAGGUGGUGGUGGUGGUGGUUCUGAAAUGUAAGAAACGCUUAUGUAUGUAGGUUCUGUUGGGCUGAUUUUGAUGAGGCGUUUUCGCCGGGCGAGCGGGUUUAACAGUCACUUGCCCUCCCAUCUUUCACUCUGCUGGGUUCACAGUCGAGCAGCAAUACAAUGUUCAACCUGGUCGGUGUGUCUUAACGAGGAUGAUGGGUUAGUGAGGUGUCAGUCUUGAGUGGUAGGUAGCGGUGGUGGUCGGGCAUGGGAAGUUUAAGGCUUUGCCGUUGUCCGAUCUUGCCCUUCACCCGUCCUCCCCUUGGUACCGAGGGCUGAUAGACAGAGGUAAAAACGCAUCAUCAUCACAUGCCCACA